Molecule: messenger RNA, 567 nt
Organism: Hibiscus syriacus
Lineage: Eukaryota; Viridiplantae; Streptophyta; Magnoliopsida; Malvales; Malvaceae
Product: probable transcriptional regulator RABBIT EARS
Exons: 2
Coding region: 1-567 (188 amino acids)
Source: RefSeq, a predicted model, not a curated record
AUGACAACAUCGGAUAUAGCUAUGGGGUGUAGGUCGCUACAGACGGUGGUUGAUGUGAAGCUUCCGAUGGUGCAUCUGAUGAUGAACUGGAAGCACCUGCUCUCUGUCCAUGAUUCGGGGGACGAUGGGGUUGUGACGGUGCACGUCUCUAUCGAUUUCGAUGAAAGAUCCGCCCUCGUGCAUCCUCAGAAAGCAGAAAUGGUUUCCUUUUUCGGAUCGGCUCAAGCGCUUGGUGGUCACAUGAAUGUUCAUAGAAGGGAUAGAGCUAAGCUUAAACAAUCCCUUGAUGACCAAUCCAUUGGCCAUUAUUCUAGGGUUUCUUCGUCGUUUGGGUCGAAAAGGCCUCUCGGUGAUACGACCUCGGGAUCCGAUGAAGAUAUUGAUCGUGUAGAGACCGACUUGUCCUUCGGGUUGAGUUCCGUCUUGUUCGGAAACCUAGCAACCGUGCCUUGUAAUAAACGACCAAAGGUGAUGCAAUGUUCUCCUCUUCUAUGGAGGGUUCUUGAACUUAAGCCUGCAAGUUCAAUGGAAGACUUGGACCUUGAGCUCAGGCUUGGUGUUCUAUAA